Messenger RNA from Prorocentrum cordatum, 639 nucleotides. NCBI's taxonomy places the organism in Eukaryota, Dinophyceae, Prorocentrales, Prorocentraceae. The record is from the annotation of a GenBank genome assembly.
AUGAGACGGUGUGGUCUCUCGAGGCCGGCGGCGUGCUGCUGGUCCACGGCGACAACAAGGCCUAUGGAUCUGGAAACGGUGGCCAGGAGUUUGCGGGGCUCCGACAGGUGGCGCAUGGCCCCGCAGGACGGGUGCGCGCUGUUCGCUGGCUGCGGGCGUGGACCCAAUAUGGCCGAGCAGGCCAGGAAGGCGUGGACCGACGUGGAUACGAACGCCAUGCACGUCCCCAUGCUCAAGCAGAUCGACCCGGAGAUGGACUACUUCAACUGCCAGUUCGAACACCAUGAGGACGCGCAGGAUGGCGUCGCGCCCGGCGCGGGCCUCGGCGCCAGCGGAGAACUCGUGCUCCAGCACGGGCGGCCUCUGGAGUACACCGCGGCGCUGGGCCGGGAGGGCGGCGGCACCUUCUUCGACGGGCUCUGGGAGCAGGGAGACAAGAAGAAGCGGUGGUACAUCCGAGCGCGGAAGCAGGGCGGCGCCCGCGGAGGAGGCCCAGAGGCGAGCCGCGGCGCCGCCGUGGCGCCCGGCAUGACCUCCAGCAGUUUCGCGGCCGUUGCCGGGUGCGGGCGGCGCGGCGGUCUCCCAGGGGGGCGCCGAGGGGACCGCAGCUCGCGGCCGCAGAAAAGAGGCCCAUGCCAA